Messenger RNA from Anoplopoma fimbria (sablefish), 1716 nucleotides. Its product is annotated as tissue alpha-L-fucosidase-like. The transcript has 9 exons. Gene Ontology annotation, molecular function: alpha-L-fucosidase activity. The record is from RefSeq and is a predicted model, not a curated record. The coding region runs from base 1 to 1428 and encodes 475 amino acids. Gene Ontology annotation, biological process: fucose metabolic process; glycoside catabolic process. Gene Ontology annotation, cellular component: lysosome. Lineage: Eukaryota; Metazoa; Chordata; Actinopteri; Perciformes; Anoplopomatidae.
AUGGGAAAACAGGGCCUCCCAGGCGGCCCGGUACCCAGCCCGGUACCCAGCGGCCCGGUACCCAGACCGGACCGGUCCACUGCGGACCGGUCCACUGCGGCCCGGUUCCCAGCGGCCCGGUCCACUGCGGCCCGGUACACUGCGGACUGGCCGAGCCUGGACGCCAGGCCGCUGCCUUCGUGGUACGACGAGGCCAAGGUGGGGGUGUUCGUCCACUGGGGCGUGUUCUCCGUGCCCGGGUUCGGCAGUGAGUGGUUCUGGUGGCACUGGCGGGGCCAGCAGCCUCCGGACCAGAAGUGUGUGAGCUACAUGUCGCAGAACUACCCGCCCGGAUUCAGCUACCCGGAGUUCGCUCCUCAGUUUCACGCUCAGUUGUUCGACCCGGAGGACUGGGCCGACGUGUUCGAGGCUUCUGGUGCAAAGUAUGUCGUCCUGACUGCCAAACACCACGAAGGAUUCACUAACUGGGAGUCCCCAAAUUCCUGGAACUGGAAUUCAGUCGAUACUGGUCCUCACAGAGACCUGGUGGGAGACCUGGGGGAGGCAGUGCGCAACAGGUCAUUGCACUAUGGACUCUACAACUCCUUGUAUGAGUGGUUCCACCCUCUCUACCUGGCAGAUAAGAAGAACGGAUUCAAAACCCAGCAGUUUGUGAUGCAUAAACUUCUACCGGAGCUUUACAACAUGGUUGUAAGGUACAGACCUGAGCUGAUCUGGUCUGAUGGGGACUGGGAAGCACCUGACACUUACUGGAACUCCACAGAGUUCCUGGCCUGGCUCUACAAUGACAGCCCAGUCAAAGAUGUCGUUGUGACCAAUGACCGAUGGGGAGCUGGCUGUGCAUGUAAACACGGCGGAUACUAUAACUGUGAAGACAAAUACACUCCAGGCCAGCUGCCCAAGCACAAAUGGGAGAAGUGCACGUCUGUGGACACGUUUUCCUGGGGCUACCGUCGAAAUAUGAAGAUGAGCGAACUGAUGGAGUUGCCCGCUAUCAUAGAGGAUCUGGUUCGCACCGUGGCUUUCGGAGGUAACUACCUUCUGAACGUGGGUCCCAGACCUGACGGGAUGAUCCCCGCAGUGUUUGAGGAGAGACUCCGGGGUGUUGGAGCCUGGCUAAAGAUGAACGGGGAGGCCAUAUACGCCUCCAAACCCUGGAGGGUCCAGACGGAGAACACCACUGUACCAGUCUGGUAUACAUCUAAAGGAAAGACUGUCUAUGCCAUCAUGACAGCCAAACCUCCCAAGCUCACAUUGGUACUAUUAGGACCCAAAACAUCUGCAGCCACUAAGGUGACCUUGUUGGGGAAUCCAAAUCCCCUACCCUGGGCCCCGGUCCACCCCAGUGCUGGCAUGACUGUCCUUCUGCCUGAACUGCCCUUUACCCCCGGUCUGGCCUGGACUCUCAAACUGGACGGCAUCCAGUGAGCCUUAAACCCCAGAAGUGUUCAACCCUAACAAGGUUGAAUAUUGAAAAUGUGUUCAUCUCAGGUUGUGAUUAUGUUUGUGAAACGCAUGCACUAUGGUUAAAGGGACAGCGCUUGUGUAAUGGAUGAGUAGUUUUGCCAAAAUGACAGAAUGAAAAACUCCUCUAUAAUGAUUCCUUUGUAGCUCUGAGGACUGAAGCUUUAAUGGGUCACUGCCUUUUUUAAUUGUGCUCUUUUUUUUUUUUUAAUGAUUGAAAGAUUUUAAUUGUGCUCUCUUUUUUUUUUUUUU